This is a messenger RNA of Papaver somniferum (opium poppy), 693 nucleotides long. Its product is annotated as protein SULFUR DEFICIENCY-INDUCED 2-like. The coding region runs from base 319 to 693 and encodes 124 amino acids. The record is from RefSeq and is a predicted model, not a curated record. The transcript is spliced from 4 exons. Gene Ontology annotation, molecular function: protein binding. Lineage: Eukaryota; Viridiplantae; Streptophyta; Magnoliopsida; Ranunculales; Papaveraceae.
AUUACUCUUUGAACAACAAAGGGGAUUUUUUGAAUUUCAGAAUUUCACUUCAAUUUCUCAAUUGUUUUACCCGUUUUACAUUUUCAAUAAAAACUAGGGUUUUUCAAUUCUUCACGAUAUGAAAAUAGACUAUAAGAGUUUCGCUCCUGUAAAUCCAAAAAUAAUCAAAUCAUCUCUAUCUACACCAUUAAAAUCUACUCCAUUAAAAUCAUCGCUCCUUUAACCGAUUCUUUUCAUUCUCCCUCUAAUAGAGUUCCUGUUGGUGAUUCUCCUUAUGUUAAAGCUAAACACGUUCAGGAUGCAAGCAAGGAUGUUAGGAUGAAGCAUCAUAAUCAUGCUGAUGAUUUUAUUGAAGCAAUUAAAUUGUUUCGUAAUCUGUGCUCUCAGCAAGCUCAGGAAUCUCUUGAUGAUGUGCUCAUUGAUCUCUACAAGAGAGCUGGUAGGAUGGACGAACAUAUCCAACUCCUUGGACAUAAACUGCAGCUCGUCAAAGAUGGCGUAACUAAGACAGCAAGAGCUGGAGAGAUGUUCUGUUGCUCCAUUGAACAAGAGAAAUCAAGGUUAUUGGGGAACUUGGGAUGGGCUUACAUGCAACAGGAGAAGUACCAGCUAGCUGAAGAAUUGUAUAGGUAUGUUGCCUCAGUUUUGAAUGUUUUGAGCAUGAUAAUUCUUUCUGAUGUCCAGCACUUUUGA